Messenger RNA from Radiomyces spectabilis, 1212 nucleotides. RefSeq lists its product as uncharacterized. The transcript has a single exon. Gene Ontology annotation, biological process: proteolysis. Gene Ontology annotation, molecular function: aspartic-type endopeptidase activity. The record is from RefSeq and is a predicted model, not a curated record. The annotation marks the transcript as partial. NCBI's taxonomy places the organism in Eukaryota, Fungi, Mucoromycota, Mucoromycetes, Mucorales, Radiomycetaceae.
AACGAGGUUACUGGUGCUCCAUAUCAAGAAAAAUCCUCGUUGAAGCCCGGUGGUGGAACUGGUGGUGCGAAGUCUGGUGCUUAUUUGGUGGAGGCCGUUCCUUCGGUUGACAUUUUGUCCGCUGAGAAACGCCGACGCGUGGAAGAUCAAGAACCGAGUAAGACAGUUGUCAAGACAAGUAAGACCGCCGUUCAGCCUAGAAAAUCGCGCAAUCCCCCGAGAACGUUGGAAAUCGAUCUUAUUCCAAAGAAGAUCUGGGAUAAAUUGCAACACACCGACGCUGGAUUAACCAUGGCGGACUGGCUAUAUCUGGAACGACAGGCUGGAAACGAUAUUGCCGCGGGUAUACGUUAUUGGCGGCGAAGAAAACCAGCCAAGGAAAAUUCCAUGCAAGUGAACAAUUUGGAAGUGCUCUCUGAUUCCGAAGACAGUCUCGAUCUUGGUUCCCAGGCCAGCAGUGAAACUGAAUCUGAUGUGUUGGAAUGGGAGAAAGACAUGGAGUGGGAAAGUGAUACCGAUUCCGUCGAUACGAACGAUAUGACGUACCCUUAUGAUCUUUCCAAGAUGCGUGUUGGGUCUCCUCUCAAGGGAAAAAUUUCCAUCAAUGGUCAUGAAGUCGAAGCGGUGUUCGAUACUGGUGCAAGUGUGAGCGUCAUCGGCAAGGAUUUGAGCGACCGACUUGGUUUGGCCACGAAUGGUGAUCAGAUGCAUUUGUCUGGUUUUAACAUUGGUAACAAGGACCCCAGCGAUAUCACGACCGAUGUGCCCAUUUGCGUUGCUGGCAAGAUACGACCUGAACAUAUGUGUGUUCAAACGACCAAAGGAAAGAAGGACCUUUGCCUGCUUGGUAUCUCUUGGUUCCAUGCUCAUGGUAUUGAAAUUUCGUUGCAAGAUAAUACCUUGAGAAUACCUUGCAAGAAGGGUGUGGUGAUCCUACGGUGCCAUACGGAAUAUUCUGGUGCAGCAAGAAACAACGAUGAAGUUGAAGCCUAUGCCUUGUCCGUGUGUCCGACGUCAUCUGAUGUUUUCAAUGUGGAAAACGACCUCGAGGAUCGACUGGUUCCUUACCUGAACGAUGUGACCGAACAAGAAGGUGUUUCUGACUAAGACCAGCAAGAAGGUGAGAAGACCGAGUUGCCUCCAGCUAUUGGCUCUGUGGUGCGCACGUAUGAUAGUUGUUUCGUCGAGACCAGUGGUCUAGGAAAAGUCCAG